GAGCGGUUCUGACAUCCAGAACACCCCGGCAGGAGACCACCACAGACGUGGCCCGGUCCGGGUGAGAUCUGGAGGAAACACUCUUUAGUCCUGGGAGACGUUUUUUUAUUAGAAACCUGAGAUGUCGGUUCGACCAAGCUGUGUCUCGGGCGGGAGCCGCUGCGGGACGAGACAUGUCUGAUCAGGGAUCAGGAUCCACCCCCAUCGCCGCAGGUCACAAAAACCCACAUCUUCCCGAACACGCAGCGAAAGCGACCUGCUCCAGACUCAACUUCUCACUCACCUUCCGCGAGGAUGUCCGGUCGCUCUCGGUCAGGGUCUCCGGGUCGUCCGCGGUGGUCCAGGUGACUCCGUCGGUCCGCCUCCUCUACAUGAUGAUGGGCUUCCUGAACCCGGAACACUCCGCUCUGUGCUCCGUUAACUAUAAAAGGAGCGGGUUCCUCUGAAAGAUCCGAGCCAAUCAGCGGGCCUUGAACGCAACGCCAGGGCGAGCAGACACCUGAGCGCAGUCUUCACCUUCCAGAACGUGCCUCCUCGCUUGAAACGUUGCCUGCCGUCGGCACUACAUUUCCCAUGUUGCACCGGGUGAGCGGAAGCGUGUGAUUACGUGUGCUCCUCGUCCAGGCAACAUGGCAGGCAAUGAGCCCACGGGUCUUUUGCAGCAGCUGCGCCAGAUCGCAGGCAGGAUGUCAUCCGGGCCUCGUGGUGCCGGUGCCGGGGUCAAACUGCUGAUCGGAGCGGCGGCGCUGGCGUACGGCGUGAAGGAGGCCACCUACACAGUGGAAGGAGGGCAGCGUGCUGUCAUCUUCAACAGGAUCGGGGGGAUGCAGGCGGACACGGUGCUGGCUGAGGGGCUGCACUUCAGAGUUCCUUGGUUCCAGUAUCCAAUCAUCUAUGACAUCCGGGCCACGCCCAGAAAGAUCUCCUCUCUCACUGGCAGCAAAGACCUCCAGAUGGUGAACAUCUCUCUGCGAGUCCUGUCACGGCCGCAGGCGUCGACCUUGCCGCUCCUCUACCAGCGUCUGGGGAAAGACUACGACGAGCGCGUGCUGCCAUCCAUUGUCAACGAGGUGCUGAAGAGUGUCGUGGCCAAGUUCAACGCCUCCCAGCUGAUCACACAGAGGGCACAGGUGUCACUACUGAUUCGUAGAGAGCUGGUGGAGCGGGCCAAAGACUUCAACAUCAUCCUGGACGACGUGGCCAUCACGGAGCUCAGCUUCAGCCGUGAAUACACCGCUGCCGUCGAGGCCAAGCAAGUUGCCCAGCAGGAGGCACAGCGAGCGCAGUUCUACGUGGAGAAGGCCAAACAGGACCAGCGACAGAAGAUUGUCCAGGCUGAGGGCGAAGCAGAGGCAGCAAAGAUGUUGGGUUUGGCUAUCUCCAAAAAUCCUGGCUACUUGAAGCUCCGGAAGAUCCGGGCCGCUCAGAACAUCGCUAAGACGAUGUCCCAGUCUCAGAACAGAGUUUACCUGAGUGCUGACAGCCUGGUGUUGAACUUGCAAGAGGGGGGUGGAUUUGAUCUGCUGCAGCAGAAGUAGUUCGGACCUGGCAUGGAGCGAAGGGGCAGUGCAUCGACUGACAAGGAGUAGCAGCAGCAGCAGCAGCUUCUGGGCCAAACUGAACCUUCCUUCUGACUCUACUUCCUGUUUGGGACCAGUUUGAUAAAGUUUGUACGAUUUUUUUGUUUGUCAAUAAAUGGAUUCUUCUA
This is a messenger RNA of Synchiropus splendidus (mandarinfish), 1708 nucleotides long. RefSeq names its product prohibitin 2a (gene phb2a). Gene Ontology annotation, cellular component: membrane; mitochondrion. Gene Ontology annotation, biological process: mitochondrion organization. Bases 630 to 1538 code for a protein of 302 amino acids. The record is from RefSeq and is a predicted model, not a curated record. Lineage: Eukaryota; Metazoa; Chordata; Actinopteri; Syngnathiformes; Callionymidae. The transcript is spliced from 11 exons.